This is a messenger RNA of Crotalus tigris (Tiger rattlesnake), 6027 nucleotides long. It is a transcript of the gene INSR, whose product is annotated as insulin receptor. The transcript has 21 exons. The coding region runs from base 521 to 4582 and encodes 1353 amino acids. Lineage: Eukaryota; Metazoa; Chordata; Lepidosauria; Squamata; Viperidae. Gene Ontology annotation, cellular component: insulin receptor complex; axon; membrane. Gene Ontology annotation, biological process: positive regulation of kinase activity; positive regulation of MAPK cascade; cell surface receptor protein tyrosine kinase signaling pathway. The record is from RefSeq and is a predicted model, not a curated record. Gene Ontology annotation, molecular function: insulin receptor substrate binding; insulin receptor activity; phosphatidylinositol 3-kinase binding.
AGAAGGGGGAGGAGGAGGAGGAGGACCAGGACUCAUCAGGCCCGGCCCUUCGCCGCGCCUCGUUGCUCUUCGCUUCUCCGCCCUACGGUCCGCCGCCGCCGCCGCCACCGCGGCUGCUGCUUGUUUAGCGGGGGUGGCUUUGGCUACAGUGGGAGGCUUCGUUGUUUUUGUCCACCGCGAUCCGCGAGGGAAAGGAAGGCGGAGGAAAGGCCACGCACGGCUGGGCGCGCUUGGCUGCAGGAGGAGGCGCGGCGGGGCUGUUUUGUUCACCGCCGACGGACCCACAGACCAAUUGACCGACCCAUACAACGCCGUUCAGCGCUUCUGUCAGACGGUGACUGGCGCGGGUAGGAGGCGGGUUCCUUCUUGCCCUCGCUGGCGGGUAUGAGAAGGCCCCGCCGAACGGCAGCAGCACAAACGGCGGUCCUGCAGAGCCUGACGCAGAACCGGGCCCGGAGUCUCGACUGCUCCUGACAGCGCAGCCCACAGCCGCCUCCCCCUCCUCCUCCUCCUCCUCGCCAUGCGUCCCGCGCGGUGGUGGUCGGGGCCGGCCCUGGCUUUGGCCUUGGCCAUAACUCUGACUGGGAUGGGCACCUGGAGCCUGGCCAAGGUUUGUCCAAGUAUAGAUAUCCGGAAUAACAUGACCAAUUUCAGCAUGCUUGAGAAUUGUACUGUGAUUGAGGGACAUUUGCAGAUCUUGCUUUUGUUCAGAACUAAGGCUGAGGAUUUUCGAGAUCUCAGCUUUCCUAGGCUGACAAUGGUAACCGAAUACAUCUUGCUAUUCCGGGUCUACGGUGUGGAGAGCUUCAGGAAGCUUUUCCCCAAUCUUACUGUGAUCCGUGGGACUCAUCUCUUUUUCAACUAUGCUUUGGUCCUCUUUGAGAUGGUUCACUUGAAAGAGAUUGGCCUUUACAGCCUGAUGAACAUUACCCGAGGGUCCGUACGGAUUGAGAAGAAUCCCGAACUGUGCUUUUUGUCAACCAUUGACUGGUCUCGGAUUCUGGACUCCGUGGAAGAUAAUUAUAUUGUUGAUAACAAAGACAACAACGAGUGUGGAGAUGUAUGCCCAGGAAUAAUGCAAGGGAAAAGCACCUGUCCUCAAACUGUGGUCAAUGGUGAUUUCACUGAGCGUUGUUGGAGUCACGCCCAUUGCCAGAGAGUGUGUCCUCCCACAUGCAAGUCUCAGGGCUGUACCCCAACUGGCAAGUGCUGCCAUACAGAGUGCCUUGGCAAUUGCCUUGAGCCCAACAAUCCACGGAAGUGUGUGGCGUGCCGGAAUUUCUUUUUGGAUGGCAAGUGUAUAGAAACAUGUCCACCUAAUUACUAUCGCUACAAAGGCUGGCGGUGUGUGACUUUUGACUUCUGUCAGGAGCUGCACAAUAAAUGUAAGAUGGCCCGCAAGUCUGAAUGCCAUGUUAUCCACAAUGGCGAAUGUGUCUCUGAUUGCCCUUCUGGUUACAUCUUGAACUCUACCAACUUGCUGUGCACACCCUGUGCGGGUCUUUGUCCAAAAACGUGUGAUGUGGGUGAAGAAAAGAUAAUUGAUUCUGUUACUGCUGCACAGGCGCUCCGAGGCUGCACCAUUGUGAAUGGAAGUUUGGUUAUCAACAUUCGUGGAGGAACUAACAUUGCUGCUGAGUUGGAAGCCAACCUUGGUUUGAUUGAAGAAAUCUCAGGUUAUUUGAAAAUCCGUCGCUCCUAUGCCCUGGUCUCUCUCUCUUUUUUCCGCAAGCUGCACCUGAUCAGAGGACAGACUUUGGAAGUAGGAAAUUAUUCAUUUUAUGCCCUGGACAACCAGAAUCUCCGCCAGCUUUGGGACUGGAGCAAGCACAAGCUCUCUAUUGCCCGGGGGAAGCUGUUCUUCUAUUACAACCCCAAAUUGUGCCUGUCAGAAAUCCAUAAGAUGGAAGAGAUCUCAGGAACAAAAGGGCGCCAGGAGAAGAAUGACAUUGCUGUCAAGACCAAUGGUGACCAGGCUUCUUGUGAGAACGAAGUGCUAAAGUUUACUAAGAUAAAAACAUCCAGUGACAAAAUUGUACUGAAAUGGGAGCCAUACUGGCCACUGGACUUCCGUGACCUUUUGGGCUUCAUGGUGUUCUAUAAGGAAGCUCCCUUCCGGAACGUGACGGAAUUCGAUGGCCAGGAUGUUUGUAGCUCCAACAGCUGGACAGUGGUGGAUAUUGAUCCUCCUUCCCGGUCUGAUGCCAAAAUCAAAGAACCUGGGUAUCUGAUGCGGGGCCUGAAAGCCUGGACUCAAUAUGCCAUUUUUGUGAAGACACUGGUCACUCAUACAGAUGAGCAGAAAAUCUAUGGGGCAAAGAGCGAGAUCAUAUACAUUCGAACUAACGCUUCUGUGCCAAGUGUCCCCCAGGAUCCAAUUUCUGUUUCCAACUCUUCAUCACAGAUCAUUUUGAAGUGGAAACCACCUUCUUAUCCCAAUGGGAAUAUUACACAUUAUAUGGUAUCCUGGGAACAACAAAGUGAAGACAAUGAACUCUAUGAACUGGAUUAUUGUCUGAAGGGCUUGAAGUUACCCUCUUGGACAUGGUCUCCCCCUCUAGUAGAAGACCACAUCAAGCACAAUGGGACUGAGGAUGAAAAAAAAAGUGAAAUUUGUUGUACCUGCCCUAAAACAGAUUCUCAGAUCCAGAAGGAGUUGGAAGAAUCUGCCUUCCGGAAGACUUUUGAGAAUUACCUCCACAAUGAAGUCUUUGUUCAGAGGCCAGCGGAAGGAUCAAGGAGGCGGCGAGAUCUUGGGAGAGUUGCUAAUAGCACCAUGGUGGCUCCAACCACGCUGGGCUUGCUAAACAUGUCUACGACAACACCAGAGGAACCGAAGCCUUUUCAGAUGAUGGUUUUCAAGGAGUCAGUAGUCAUAUCCAACUUGCAACACUUCACAGGGUACCGGAUUGAGAUCCAAGCCUGUAAUCGUGAAGCUCUAACAGUAUGCAGCGUUGCAGCCUACAUCAGUGCCAGGACCAUGCCAGAAGUGAAAGCAGAUGACAUUGUUGGGCCUGUGACUCAUGUGUUAAUAGAGAAAAAUGUAGUCCACUUAAAGUGGCAGGAGCCGAAGGAGCCAAAUGGGCUGAUCAUCCUCUAUGAAGUAAAUUAUGGACGCCUUGGAGAAUCAGAGGAACAACGCUUUUGUGUAUCUCGUCGAGAGUUUUCCACUGAACAGGGCUGCAAGCUGAGAAGGCUGCAACCUGGCAACUAUAGUGUGCGCAUCCGAGCUACUUCAUUGGCUGGAAAUGGGUCAUGGACAGAGCCCGUCUACUUUUACAUUUCUGAUUAUUUGAAUGCUCCCACCAGUCUUGUAGCCAUCAUCGUUCCAACCAUUUUUAUUGUCUUUUUAUUCAUGUUUAUUGGAGGAGGUUAUGUCUUUAUCAAAAAAAGGCAAACAGAAGGACCAACAGGACCACUUUAUGCAUCUUCUAAUCCAGAGUAUCUCAGUGCCAGUGAUGUUUACAUCCCUGAUGAAUGGGAGGUCCCACGGGAGAAAAUUGCCUUGCUGCAAGAGUUGGGACAAGGCUCCUUUGGCAUGGUCUACGAGGGAAUCGCCAAAGACAUUGUGAAAGGCGAGGCGGAGACACGAGUAGCAGUCAAGACAGUAAACGAAACUGCCAGCCUGCGUGAGCGCAUUGAGUUCCUCAACGAGGCUUCUGUGAUGAAAGGUUUCAGCUGCCACCAUGUGGUUCGUCUCCUGGGAGUAGUAUCAAAAGGGCAACCAACACUAGUAGUUAUGGAGCUAAUGGCUCACGGAGACCUGAAAAGCUAUUUGAGGUCUUUACGGCCAGAUGCAGAGAAUAACCCUGGCCGCCCCCCUCCAACUCUCCAAGAGAUGAUUCAGAUGGCUGCUGAGAUUGCUGACGGCAUGGCUUAUCUGAACGCCAAGAAAUUUGUCCAUAGAGAUUUGGCAGCACGAAACUGUAUGGUGGCUGAAGAUUUCACAGUCAAAAUCGGAGACUUCGGCAUGACCAGAGAUAUCUAUGAGACAGACUAUUACCGCAAAGGAGGAAAGGGUCUGCUGCCUGUGCGCUGGAUGGCUCCAGAAUCAUUGAAGGAUGGUGUCUUCACGGCCUGUUCAGAUGUGUGGUCUUUUGGCGUUGUCCUUUGGGAGAUCAGCAGUUUAGCAGAGCAGCCUUACCAAGGACUCUCCAAUGAGCAGGUCCUCAAGUUUGUCAUGGAUGGGGGCUGCCUUGAAUGGCCAGAAAACUGUGCAGAGCGACUCCACAACCUCAUGCAGAUGUGUUGGCAGUACAAUCCCAAGAUGCGCCCCGCCUUUAUCGAGAUCAUUGAAAUGCUGAAGGAUGAUCUUCACCUGACUUUCCGAGAAGUCUCGUUUUUCUACAGCGAGGAGAAUAAGCCACCGGAGACAGAAGAGUAUGAGCUGGACUUUGAAAACAUGGAAAGCAUCCCUCUUGACCCAGCCUCUUACUCUCAGAGGGAUGAGAUCCUAGGGCGGGACAAUGGGCCCUCUCUAGGGUUCAAAGGGAACUAUGAGGAGCACAUCCCUUACACUCACAUGAAUGGUGGCAAGAAGAAUGGCCGUAUCCUCUCCAUGCCUCACUCAAGCCCAUCCUAAUAGACCCCUUGGCUUUUCCUCACGAUACAAAUCUCAGGACUUGCAGUAUUGCUGGCACAGCAUUUGAGACACACCGAUUUACUUUCUAUUCAGAUUUUUAAUCAUCAAAAUAGAACGGCCAUUGGGGUAGGGGAAGGUUUCUUGUGUGUUUCUGUUCUUCUUUUUUUGGUGCAACAAUUCACUUGCUGUCAGCGGACUUUAUCUGUGAAACAAAUGGACAAUUCUGUGGCUGCUGAUCUCCUCUCGUGCAACUCUGAUUUUGAGGUAGGAAGUGAUUUCACACAACAAAGUUGGAAAAGAGAACUUCUGUCUACCCCUUGUAUUGAGCGGAGGAACUGCGGGUUCUCUCUACUACUGCAGGGAAGGGAGCCUUGGACUGGAUCGUUCCCAAGCCGAACCUGAAGCUCUUCUCUUUUGCCAGCCUCUCUGGAGAACCUCUUUUGUGAUUUUAGCAUUUUUUAAAAAAAGACUGAAGGAUCUUCAGGAUGUGUGGAAUGUGGUCUGUCUUUUUCCUUUGAUUUGACCAACAGCUGCUGCUUUUCUUCUUAAUGGAUUAACUAGUAUGUGUGCCCUGAAUGUGUAUGUGUGUGUGUGUAUGGAGGUACAGGUGAAAAUGGAUAAGUCCUUUUGUACAUAAUAGUUUUAUCUAACCACAGAGGUGAGAGGGUGUCCCUGUCCUUCCUGCCUGGCCCAAAUUCCCCUGACACGAAUGAAUUUUGAAUACAUUAUUUUUAUACUGAAGAAACUCUUUGGGGGAUUGCAUCUCCUCUGCCAUUCAGCGAAACGAGGUAGCCAAAGUGGUAGCCAAUAUUCUGUUUAGGAUUUUGUGAGACAUUACAAGACUAAACAAGGCAAAACAAAGCCAAAUUCUCUCCCCUUCGUCUUACCGACCUGCCUCAUGACUCUGGAGCUCUGUCUGGUUAGCAUUAAGUGUAUAUGUUUGUUGUGACAUAUUUAAAUCAUAGAUAGUGAACCACCAUAUAAAUUAUUGACACCUUCCUUGAUUUUUGUUUGUUUGUUUGUUUAGCUUUUGCCCUAUGGAGGGGAAAAGAGGAGGAGCUUGCUUGUUUGGUCUUUAAGGGGCCUUAAGUGUGUAAACUGAUUCUAGCAAGUUAAGCGCUAGGAGAUAUAGUGCACAAACCUGUGCUUUAAUGUUCAAAUAAUAGAGUGGCAUGUGCAUAUUAAUUUUUCAAAACAUUUCACAACUCACCGUGAUGCAAAUUCUGAAACAGUUGGUCACCAAUGGUGAAAUCAAGCCUUAGCAGCUCUGACGGAGGUCUCUUAGCUCUGAAAGUUACAUGAAGCCUGCCUACAUUUUACUGGACUCUGUUACUCUUCCCCUUCCCAAUUUGUGGGGGUCAUUUCAGUAUGUGCCCGGACCAGAGAAGAGCUACUUAAUCUGUCAACUAGAAAACGUCCUAGCUAAGGGAGAGAAAAAAAAAAAA